Molecule: messenger RNA, 807 nt
Organism: Angiostrongylus costaricensis
Lineage: Eukaryota; Metazoa; Nematoda; Chromadorea; Rhabditida; Metastrongylidae
Source: the annotation of a GenBank genome assembly
ACCACGCUGCCAAUGUCGACGAAGGCAAAAAUGCGUUUCUCUAUGGACUCGAUUCUGGCAGCAUCUGAGGCAAAAACUCGAAAACGACCAGUGAACGACGAUUUUCACACCCCCGAACCGGCCAAAAAAUCCUACCUAUCUCCUCAACGAACUUGCUCAGCUGUAGAAGAAACUCAGACACCUUCCGUUUCAGUUGAUGAAAAACCCAAGUAUUGGGCAGAAAGCCCGGAACCAUCGACAAGUUGCAGUCCAGAAGACCUUAGUUGCCGAUUAACGCGUAGAUCAGAGAGUCCCGACUGCCUUCGCCUAAUAGAGAAAGAUGAUCCAAAAGAAGGCUGUUCGAAAAGCAAAGAUCUGUCUGCUUCUCCGGAACAAGCCGAAGAAAAUCCUUCACUGGAAUUGCAACCUAUCAGCCCUUCCGGAAUGUCGUCACAUCGUUCGAAGUCUGGUGCUACAAAACCUGCCUAUUCCUACAUUGCGCUUAUUGCAAUGGCGAUUCUCAACGCCGAAGACAAAAAACUGACAUUAUCGCAAAUCUGCGACUUUAUAAUGUCGCGAUUUCAGUACUACAGGGAUAAGUUUCCCGCAUGGCAGAAUUCAAUUCGUCACAAUUUGAGUCUUAACGACUGUUUCGUGAAGAUACCUCGAGAGCCGGGCAAUCCCGGAAAAGGCAACUACUGGUCUCUGGAUCCGAAGGCGCAGGAUAUGUUCGAUAACGGCUCGUUUCUGAGAAGACGGAAGAGGUACACUAUUCACAUCGUGUUCACUUUUCAUCAGGAUUUCACCAAUAGUGCUACCGUAGGCUGA